GUGCGAGAACCCUGGAUUCUAUCUUUAGAGGUCUCUAAGAGUCAAAGCUUUGAACACCCGCCAGGACUAAACGUGGUGGAACUUUCUACAAUUUCUUGUCGACUCUUGUGCUCUGAUGCCCAGGAAGGAAAGUGUGCAAGGAGACGCUGAAGCCCUGCAUUUUGGGGAGGCGCUGGAGUGCAGUGCCGGGAAGGAGAGAGAAGGGUCAGUCGUCUACCCUUUUCUUUACAUUGGCCCCUGUCGAAUAUUAGAGGUAUCUGAACUGGAAGUCGCAGAGAGCAGUACCUGCAACCAACAGAAGAACCGGUGGCGACGGAUUUUCAAGACAAACCACCACCGCUGGGGGCGUAGGUGGCUUUACUCCAAGAGACGAGCGGGGAAAGGGAAGCGUCUGCCGCUCGCCGGAGAGGCGCCCACCCGCGGUGCGCGCACGCGAGGCCUCCCACCGCGCCUGCGCUGCGGUCCGACGCUGGCUCGUCUUUCCCCGACGCCCAGCAGUCCGGGCCGGGGUGAAAAACUGCGUGACACGCAACGAGCGUGGCGGCCAUCUUCAUCUUCUGCGCACGUCAGCUGAGCCGGUUCAGGCCGAAAAGGAGCGUUGCGCAAGCGCGCCCAAGACGGUCCCAGGUAACUCCCAUCUGACGGGCGAGGCGUAGCCGUCGUCGCCGGAAGUUUGGCGUUGCUGCGCCGCGGGAGAGGCGGCGGUGGCGGCAGAAGCAGCUGAGUGUCUCCCGAUACCCGGAUGUGAGGCGGUCUGCUAGCUCUCGUCGGACCCUCGGCCGGGAGCGAGGAAGAUUAACAGCCAAAUACACAGGAAGUUAUUAGAAGCAUCAUUCAUUAGAAGCAUCAUCCAUCAACCUGAAGAAAAAAGUUAUAUGUGAUUUUCAUUUCAGGAAGGUGCUGUGUAAUGUGUUGAAAUUAUAAGGAAUGAUUUUGUCAAAUUUUUAUGAGUUAUGGUGGCUGAAAGAUCAAUUCUUUCUUGUGGGAAAGGAAAUAAAUGGCAGCACAAAAGGAAAUCUAUAUUAAUAGACUAUUUUAUUAAACGGAAGUGGUUAGAUAAGAACUUUAAACGAACAGACUCAACAAACAAGGAAAGAAACGUGUUAACUGUAAGACAUGUUUCCAGUGAAUCAAAGUCCAAUAACUGUAGACUUCAGAAGAAAAAAGUUUUCAAAAACUUUGUCAAAACAGACAGGUCAGUGAUAAAUAACUCCUCCAGUAAUAGGGCUAGGCCUGAAAACUGAUAUUAAUUGAAUAAAAUUAACAAAAUAGGUCAAACUUGAAUAAAAAUUUUUUCAUAAAAAGUUCUGAAAAUAUCAGAUUAGAUUUAAAUUUUCCUCAAAUUUCUAUUGCCUCGUCCAAAGUAAAGCAAAUAUCUUUCAGCCUUCAUGCCAGCUUUUCUCAUGCCGUAAGGAUGACAGAAAUCUUAGCAAACUAGUAUUUUUGUUGAAAAUGUUUAUCAGUAUCAGUUGAUUUUUAAGACCUGCUGCUCAGUAAUAAUACUAGACAUUCAACAUUUACAACUACCAGGACACAAAAAUCUCAAAAACUACUCAGAAAAGGAGGACCUUACUCAGGAAUGAUGUCCAUUCAGGAGAAAUCAAAAGAAAAUUCCUCCAGUGUUAUUAAAAAGAGUGAAGAUAAGAAUCUAGAAACACAAAUUCAAGGUUCUCAAAAGAAUCUAGUAAAAAAAUCAGGUUCAAAGGAAGCUAUGAAAUCACUGGUUAAAUCUUCCAAUGAAAAUAAAGUCAAUCAGCCUGAAUUAGGAACAUGCAUGAGCACAAGGUCAGCAUCCAGUGAUAAAAAAGCUAGUAAACCUAUUAAUGAAAAUAUGGUGACUGUAAAGGGACAUUCACAACAAGAAUCUACAAAGCAGAAGAAAUUAUCUCAGAAAAAGUCAGUGCACAAAACCCCUAAAUCAGAUGAACAGCUUAAUCGGAGAUCACAAAGACUACAACAGUUAACAGAGGUUUCAACAAGGUCUCUGCGUAAUAGAGACAUUCAGGGUCAAGUUCAAGCAGUUAAACAGAGUUUGCCACCAACAAAAAAAGAGCACCGUAGCAAUACUAAGAGUAAAUCUAAUAAAAAAACAAAUCAGAAACAUGUGAAAAGAAAAGUACUGGAAAUAAAGUCUGAUUCUAAAGAGGAUGAAAAUUCUGUAACUAAUGAAGUAAUAAAUUCCCCAAAAGGAAAAAAACGCAAAGUAGAGCAUCAGACAGCUUAUACUUGUAGUUCUCAGUGCAUAAAAGGAUCUGAAAAGUGUCUUCAGAAGAAUACUAGAAAAGAGGAAACAAAAUCUGUGCCUGUAACUUCUUCUGAGAUAAAAAGAUCAAAAAUGGCUACUUCAUUGGUCUCUAAAAAGAAUGAGAUGAAGAAGUCAGUUCAUACACAAGUGAAUGCUAGUGCAAAAUCCCAAAAAAGUCCACAGCCAUCAGUGCCUGAACAAAGUAUAGAUAAUGAGCUGGAGCAAGCAGGAAAGAGCAAACGAGGGAGCAUUCUCCAGCUCUGUGAAGAAAUUGCUGGUGAAAUUGAGUCAGAUACUGUAGAGGUAAAAAAGGAAUCUUCACAAAUGGAAAAUGUAAAGGAAGAGAAGCCUACAGAAAUAAAAUUGGAAGAGACUGAUACUGAAAGACAAAUACUUCAUCAGAAGGAAACAAGUCAGGAUGUUCAGUGUAAUCGUUUCUUCCCCAGUAGAAAAACAAAGCCUGUGAAAUGUAUUCUAAAUGGAAUAAACAAUUCAACUAAAAAGAACUCCAACUGGACUAAAAUUAAGCUCUCAAAAUUUAACUCUGUGCAGCAGAAUAAAUUAGACUCUCAAUUUUCCCCUAAAUUGUGCUUAUUACGACCCAGUUUUUCACUGCCUGCAUUAGAAAUGCAUCAUCCAGUGACUCAAAGUACAUUUUUAGGGUCAAAACCACAUGAUGAUAAAAAUAAAGCUUGCCAGCAGGAAGAAAUGAAAGAAAUUAAUUCUGAAGAAGUUAAACUUAAUGAUAUUACAGUUGACAUUAAUAAAACCCCCAAAAAGCCGCCUGAAAAUUGUUGUUUGGGUAAUCAGAUAAAACCACCUCCUCAUCAGCCAUUGGAUAACCAGAAGAAAGAUUCUUUUGAAUCAACACCAGAUAAGAAUUGCAGCCUAUGUUUGGAAUCUAAGCUUGAAAACAAACCAGUGGAAAAUACCACUACUACUGUUUCAUCUCUGCUCAGUCAAGCAAAAAUUGAUACAGGGGAGAGUAAAUUUCCAGGUUCAGCUCCCAAACAGCACAAUAUACUCACUAACCAAGCAUCUAAGACCAGUGAUAACAGGGAGAUACCACCAAAUCAUUCUUGGCCUAAGUGUAAUUCCCAUUUGGAGAUAACAAUUCCAAAAGAAUUGAAACUAAAAGAAGCAGAGAAAGCUGAUGAAAAACAGUUGAUCAUAGAUGCAGGACAAAAAAGAUUUGGAGCAGUUUCCUGUAAUGUUUGUGGCAUGCUUUACACAGCUUCAAAUCCAGAAGAUGAAACACAGCAUCUGCUCUUCCACAACCAGUUUAUAAGUGCUGUAAAAUAUGUGGGUUGGAAAAAAGAAAGAAUUCUAGCUGAAUAUCCUGAUGGCAGGAUAAUAAUGGUUCUUCCUGAAGACCCAAAGUAUGCCCUGAAAAAGGUUGACGAGAUUAGAGAGAUGGUUGAUAAUGAUUUAGGUUUCCAGCAGGCUCCACUAAUGUGCUAUUCCAGAACAAAAACACUUCUCUUUAUUUCUAAUGACAAAAAAGUAGUUGGUUGCCUAAUUGCAGAACAUAUCCAAUGGGGCUACAGAGUUAUAGAAGAAAAACUUCCAGUUAUCAGGUCAGAAGAAGAAAAAGUCAGAUUUGAAAGGCAAAAAGCCUGGUGCUGCUCAACAUUGCCAGAGCCUGCAAUCUGUGGGAUCAGCCGCAUAUGGGUGUUCAGCAUGAUGCGUCGGAAGAAAAUUGCUUCUCGCAUGAUUGAAUGCCUAAGGAGUAACUUUAUAUAUGGCUCAUACUUGAGUAAAGAAGAAAUUGCUUUCUCAGAUCCUACUCCUGAUGGAAAACUGUUUGCAACACAGUACUGUGGCACUGGUCAGUUUCUGGUAUAUAAUUUUAUUAAUGGACAAAAUAACACCUAAAAUAAAUUCAUGCCUGCAGUCCAGAAGACAUCUACUGAAGAGAAUGGAUUGGUUGCUGACUUUAACCAGGAACUAGGGCCAUUUUUAUUACAAUGAACUCAGGACUGGCAACAACUGUAAGGUUGUUCCAUUUUCAUAAAAUUGGAAAAAAUGCAGUAAUUGCUUAUUGUUGUUUUGUUUUUUAAAGAAGAUAUUUUAUUAUCUUUUACAGAAAUUUAUGAUUGAUGUAUUUUAUCUAUAGUUAUUUAGACAUGUUUACAUGCAGCAGAUAAUUGUUCAUAGUGGACUGAAACUAAUGCAAGGACUAUGGUCUCAGUGAUAAGUAUAUUUUGAAGUUCUUAAUUAUGGAAAUAUACCAGUGUAGCUUGGUACUGUAUUUUUUAUAUUGAUCUGCUGAUACCAGUUAUAGUUUUAAUGGUUGUAUUUUCACAGAAUGGAAACCGAUGUUUUUGCAUUAUUCCUCAAGGAGGGUGUGAUGUUACCUGUUAAGGAACUCAAAGCUAAUUCUUAAAGGGUCUGGUAUAUAAUUUAAAAGAAUCCUCACAAAAAAGCAAAGCCGAACUUUUUCUUCCAUUUCUCUCUUUCCGCUUCUUGACAGCAGCAAAAUGGAAGGUGGAAAGGAAUUGAGGCUUUCCUUCUUGGAGAGCUGUAAGUGACUAGAAUUAGAAUGGUACCCUCUAGUUUAUUUAUUCUUUCAUUCUGGUUUCACUUUUUAAAAUAAAUGGCAACUGGCACACUUCAGCUAUUAACAAUCCCAAAGAGAUUUAUAAAAAACCUGUGGAAUAGUUGCAAGCUAAAUAUGGAGGACUUGGUAUCUGCUUCGUUACUCCUCAGAAAUACUACACUGGGUAUAUGCCCUCAUUAUUGGACUUCAUUUUGAUACUUGUCUAUCCUUCAUAGUGCCCUCUACUUUUAAAGGGUUUAUAUGUUGAAAAACUGCUGUGGCCUUUUAUGACCUGUAUAUAAUGUAGAAUAAAAUAAUAAAAUAC
Mesoplodon densirostris (Blainville's beaked whale) is the source of this 5109-nucleotide messenger RNA. It is a transcript of the gene ESCO1, whose product is annotated as establishment of sister chromatid cohesion N-acetyltransferase 1. The record is from RefSeq and is a predicted model, not a curated record. Lineage: Eukaryota; Metazoa; Chordata; Mammalia; Artiodactyla; Ziphiidae. Gene Ontology annotation, molecular function: protein-lysine-acetyltransferase activity. Gene Ontology annotation, cellular component: nucleus; chromatin. The coding region runs from base 1580 to 4120 and encodes 846 amino acids. The transcript is spliced from 12 exons. Gene Ontology annotation, biological process: mitotic sister chromatid cohesion.